Messenger RNA from Penicillium vulpinum, 684 nucleotides. RefSeq lists its product as uncharacterized. NCBI's taxonomy places the organism in Eukaryota, Fungi, Ascomycota, Eurotiomycetes, Eurotiales, Aspergillaceae. The transcript has 2 exons. The record is from RefSeq and is a predicted model, not a curated record. Bases 1 to 684 code for a protein of 227 amino acids.
AUGAAUUUUGACUAUAAUACGCCCGUAUAUAAGGCUGUCAAAACACUUUCCCAGCCUGUCGGAAUCCGACAAGAACAUAUCGCUGAAGAAGAAACUCUCCUCUACCUGAAACCCAAAUAUGACCACCGAUCGCCCAAUGAAUAUACCAUCAAGAGAUAUUGGGACGACUCAACGGUUUUCACAGUCACUGGCCAUAAAUAUGGUGACACCCCAGCUCGCGAAUUUCGCGACUCCUCGGGACUCCCGAUGUUCCAGUCUCGUGCCUCUAUCCUAGCAUGGAAAAGACCACUGCGGGUGCGAUUACCCGGCAAGGAAGACGAAGAGCUUGUGGAUUUCAGGGUCGACAUGAAAAAAGUCUACAGACUCACAUUCCGCAACUCAAUGGAGCCGGACUCCAAAAGCGAGAGCGACAGAAUGGCGACGGUCGAAGUGCGAGAGACGGGUUCUUUCGCAUGGCAAGGAUUCUCGGCCACUAUUGGGGGCCAGAAAGUGGUUGACGUUCGUGAGAGCAUGACAAUGAACAAAACACUACCCAAAGCGACAUCUCAAGGCGACGUGUCCUUGAUGCCGCGACAAGUGCUUGAGAUUCUGGUGGCUGAGGGAUUUGACUUGUCGCUAGCUGCACUAAUUGCCGUGUACAUGGCAGAUACGAGAUUCAGUACUGCACCUCCUCCCCGGUUCUAA